GGCCGUGGCUGUGCGCUGCAAUCUGCCGAGUGGCAGCAUUAUUUUUGUUCAGUGGGGUCCUGUCCUGUCUGCUGUGCCUGGUUUCUCACUCGCUUCUCAAUUUUUGGGAUUUUGCCCGUCUUUCAACUUUCCCUGCAAACUCUGACUUUUGGCUGCAAACAGAGAGAGAGAAAGGGGUCCGAGGGACAAUCAUAGCACGUUCAGGAUGUCAGGAUCCUUAGAAGUACGAAAGGAGCAGCAGCAGCUACAGCAACGGAACCUUGAGACUCGCUAUGAGAGCAGCUAUCACCAAAGCCGUCUAUCAUCUGUUAGCCACCAGUCUUAUGCUGCCCAUGUGAGCAGCCAUGGGGUCAAGACAUCGACCAAGAAGAAGGAGAAGAAAAUAAGCUCAGUCUCCAAAAAAGACAAGCGGGCUCGCCUGGCAGUGGACACAGAAGAAGAGGUCAUUGGAUACGUUGUACCAGUCUUUAGAAGCAGUCAUUUAGCCACAAAGGAGCUGAUGGAGAGCCAGGAGGAGGUGAAGGAAGAGGGCGUGGGGUAUGUCGUCAUGAGAAACCUGUUCUCCAAGGAUACCGAAUUUAAGACGAGAACUUACAAGAAGACCCGGGAGACCAGUAUAAGAGAGUCUGCCGAACGUUUAGCUCUGAGCAGAAAGAUACAUGAGAAAGAUGAAUUCCAGAGAAGGAUGAAUACGGACAGUUUGACUCACCCGCCGGAGUUUAUCAUGAAACCACGUGGCCAGACCGUUUGGGAGGGAACCAAUGUGACGCUGCACUGCACUGUCGCUGGAUGGCCCAAACCCCGCGUGGCCUGGUACAAAAACAAUGUUGUGAUCGAUGCAAAGGCUCACCCUGAGAAAUACAUCACAGAGAGCCAAUACAACAUGCAUUCUCUGGAAAUCAAGAACUGUGAUUUUACUGACACUGCUGAGUAUCGGAUCUCUGCUCUCAAUAUAAAAGGAGAAAGUUCUGCUUUUGCCUCUGUCAUCAUUAAAAGGUUCAAGGAUGAAGAAAAGGUGAUUGAAAGGCCUCAUGGUUACAGUUCUGAAUAUGGCGUCACCUUCAACACCACCAUCAUUGACAAGUUUGGCGUUUCAUUUGGCCGUGAGGGAGAGACCAUGAGUUUGGGAUGUACGGUCAUUGUCUACCCCGUUGUCAAGCGCUAUCAGCCAGAUAUUGUUUGGUACAGAAAUGGUGUUGCCUUGUCACCUUCUAAAUGGGUGACCAUGCAUUGGAGUGGAGAGCGAGCGACUUUGACCCUUGUGCACCUCAACAAAGAAGACGAGGGUCUUUACACCAUGCGUGUCAACACUAAGUCUGGCUUCGACACUUACUCUGCCUUUGUUUUUGUGAGAGAUGCUGACGUGGAGGAGGAGGGCGUUCCAGUUGCUCCUCUUGAUGUACGUUGCCAUGACGCCAAUAAAGAUUAUGUGGUUGUCACCUGGAAGCAGCCAGCGGUGGAGGGCAGCAGUUCUAUCAUGGGCUACUACAUUGACAGGUGCGAGGUUGGCACUCAUCACUGGGCUCAGUGUAAUGACACUCCAGUAAAAUACGCCCGUUUUCCCGUCACUGGGCUUAAUGAGGGACGCUCCUACGUAUUUAGGGUGCGUGCCUUCAAUAACGCUGGCGUGAGCCACCCGUCUCGUCCCUCCGACCCCGUAGUUGCCAUGGACCCUUCAGAUCGUGCUCGUCUCAGAGCUGGUCCCUCUGCUCCAUGGACUGGAAUGAUUAAAUUCACAGAGGAGGACCCCACAGUGGGGGUGGUCCCUGGUCCACCCACUGACCUGGCUGUCACUGAAUCUACCAAGAGUUACGUGGUGCUGAGCUGGAAACCACCUGUGCAGAGAGGACAUGAGGGUGUCAUGUAUUAUGUGGAGAAGUGUAUGGAGGGUGCUGACACCUGGCAGAGGGUAAACACCGGGAUGCCGGUGAAGUCUCCCCGCUUUGCCCUCUUUGACCUCGCCGAGGGAAAAUCCUACAACUUCCGUGUCCGCAGUUGCAACUCUGCUGGUGUUGGGGAGCCAUCGGAAGAAACUGGAGCAACUACUGUGGGAGACAGACUGGACCUGCCCUCUGUUCCAGGGCCUAUAGUUCCCAUCAGAAGCACUGAGACAUCUGUGGUAGUGAUCUGGGGGGCAUCCAAAGAGGUUAAGAAUCUGGUGGGCUAUUAUAUUGAGGUCAGCGUCAAUGGCAGCGGCAUUUGGGUUCCCUGCAACAACAAGCCAGUCAAAGGCACCAGGUUUGAAUGCCACGGGCUGAACACUGGAGACAAAUGUGUGUUUAGGGUGAAGGCUGUGAACGCGGCUGGAUACAGUCAAAGCACUGCAGAGUCUGAGGCCUGCAUUGUGCAAGCAGCAAUUGCCACCCCGAGCGCUUCUACUGGUUUGACCCUGUUGGAGAGUGCCCGAGACUACAUGGUGCUGGGAUGGACAGCUCCUGCUAAUAAUGGUGGAGCUGAGGUCAGAGGUUACUAUCUGGACUAUAGAACGGUUAAAGAUGGAGUCACAAGCAAGUGGCAUGAGCUUAACCUCAAGCCAGUCACCACCACAUCUUAUAAGGUGACAGACCUGAAGGAAAACAAUUUCUAUCAGUUCCAGGUGCGUGCAUUUAACCAGGCUGGUCUAGGUGAAGCCUCCAAACCUGGUGUCCCCUUGGAAUGCAAGGAAUGGACCGUUGCCCUUCCAGGCCCUCCUCAUGGCCUACAUGUUCUGGAAGUGCGCAAGGACUCCUUGGUGCUUCUGUGGGAACCACCGACAUUCAACGGUCGCAGUCCUGUGACUGGAUAUUACGUGGACUUCAAAGAGGAGGAUGGCAGAUGGAGAUGUGUCCAAGAAAGAUCCACAAAACAGACUUUCCUAAAGGUGACAGGUCUACAAGAGGGUGUUGCCUACAAACUACGUGUUCAUGCAAAGAAUAUUGCAGGCGUUGGCGGACCCUCAGAGUCGACUGAUGCUAUUUUAGCUCAGACUCGCCCUGGAACCAAUGAAAUCGUGGUGGACGUGGAUGACGACGGUGUGAUCUCUCUGAUCUUUGAGUGCUCUGACCUUAAAGAGGGAUCAAAGUUUAUGUGGUCUAAAAACUAUGAGGCCUUCACUGACUCUUCACGUCUUACUGUUGAGACGAGUGGUGGGAGGUCCAGAGCCAUCUUUAAUAAUCCCUCACUGGACGACCUGGGCAUUUACUCUUGUGUGGUAACCAACACUGACGGUGUCUCGGCCAGCUACGAGCUAACUGAAGAUGAACUUAGGCGCUUGUUGGAUAUCAGCCAUGACCACAAGUUCCCAAUAAUUCCCUUCAAAACCGAAAUGGCCAUUGAGCUUCAGGAGAAGGGACGUGUGCGCUUCUGGGCCCAAGUCGGCAAGUUCACAUCUAACUGCCAAGUGGAGUAUGUUUUCAAUGAUAACAUCAUCACUCAAGGAAAGAAGUACACAAUGAACUUUGACAAGAACACUGGAAUGAUUGAAUUGUUCAUGGACUCGUUAGAAAUCACGGAUGAAGGAACCUACACAUUUAAUCUUGUUGAUGGCAAAGCAACCGGUCGCACCAGCUAUGUGCUUAUUGAAACAGAGUUUGCAGAACUUCAGAAGAAGUCUGAGUUUGAGAGAGCGGAGUGGGUCAGAAGGCAAGGUCCUCACUUUGUAGAGUAUCUCAGUUUCGAGGUCACCCCAGAGUGUGACGUGCAUCUGAAGUGCAAGGUUGGAAACAUCAAACCUGCUACUGAAAUAAGCUGGUAUAAGGAUAAAAUUGAGAUUGCAGAGGGAGAUGAGGAUGCGAAGAAGAUUGGAAAAUCUGCUGAUGAAUUGAUCUUUGACAUUGGCAAGCUUGUUAUUAAGAGCGAAAAAGAAAAAGAGAAAGAACAGAAAAAGAAACCCAUCUCCGAGGAAAUCCCAAGCAAGCCAAAAAUUUCCAAGAAAGAUGCAGGAGUAUAUGAAGUCUAUUUGCAGGAUGAAAGAGGAAGAGACCAAACUUUGCUCAAUCUGACAGAAGCAGGUUAUCAAGCAGUGUUGAACGCAGUGUUUAAAGUUAUUGCCAACUCCUCUACUGAGCUCAAGGUUACAAGCACAGAACAUGGAAUCAUUGUGUACUCCGAUGUUGUGCAUUAUCUUGAAGAUCUCCGUGUUGGCUGGCUUCACAAAGAGUCAAAGAUCUCCCAAUCAGAAAGAGUGAAAAGUGGAGUCACUGGGGAACAGCUGUGGCUUAAAAUUAAUGAACCCACAGAGAAGGAUAAGGGCAAAUAUGCCCUUGAUAUCUUUGAUGGCUCAGGCAGCGUCAAGAGAGUUCUUGACCUUACAGGACAAGUAUGGGAGGAGGCAUUUGAGGAAUUCAAGAGGCUGAAAGCGGCAGCCAUAGCAGAGAGAAACCGCGCUCGUGUGGUGGGUGGCCUGCCCGAUGUAGUCACCAUUCAGGAGGGCAAGUCCCUGAACCUCACUGGCAACGUAUGGGGCGAUCCUGUUCCUGAGGUCAGCUGGAUAAAGAAUGACAAACCGCUGGUGUGUGAUGACCAUAUCAAGCUGAAGUUCGAGAACGGCAAGUUUGCCAGCAUCACCAUCGCUGCAGUCUCAACAGCUGACUCUGGGAAAUACGCCCUGAUGGUAAAGAACAAGUACGGCACAGAGGCAGGAGAGUUUACUGUCAGUGUCUACAUCCCAGAGGACGAAGCGGAGAAGAAGGAGUAAAGAGGGGUUUAACUAAUGAUCAGUAUAUCUUCCAAAGCUUUUUCAUUCAAAGCAAGCCCAGUAUAAUAUUAUUUAUAUAUGGGAUAUCUAUUUAUCUUUGUAAUCGAGCACACCAUUGUGAAAUUGGAGCUUGCGUAAAGAGGGUCACUUAGGCCUGAUCUUACUAUAAUGCUUUAUUACAGUUUCCCAAUCCUGGUCCUCGAGGACCCCUUCCCAGAAUGUUUUAGAUGGCUCCUUAUUUAACACACCUGAUUCAACUCAUCAGCUUGUUAGGGAGAUGUGUUUACCUUUUUUGAAGGGGCUGAUAAGUUGAAUCAGGUGUUUUCAAUAAGGAGACAUUUAAAACUUUCUGAGAGGGGGUCCUCGUGGACCAGGAUUGGGAAGCACUGCUUUAUUACAUUAGCCUCCCAAUGGGUUAAAAUCUUUUGUGAUGUCAAGGUUUUAACCUAUAGAUAUAUACACUAGAUGUCGCCUUGGGGUUCUAAGCAUGCGACAAAACCGCCCCCAUCUUAGAACAGGGGUCUUGUCAUAGGAAGUAUCUAGGUAAAGCUGCUAUUUCCCCCUGUGCUUCUAAUUCAUGGAUGAUGCCGGACUUUUGUGCUGCGUAUGGAUGUUAGGGCUACUAGCACUAUGAAUUAUAGUUAGAAAAAGUAAAUUUUCACAAAAUCAAAACUUUAUUUUUUUUCUGGACUCAAUGCUAUACAAAUCUCUGACUGUUGAAACGAACUAAAAGAAUACCAAGAAAUUCGCGUUCAUGACGAUUUAUGGUGAUUUUAUUUCUGUUACACCAUUGCCUACAAUGACGCUGAUGCGGGGUUCCCCUGUUUCAAGAUGGCGGCUUAAGUUGACGCAUUCGGUCCAACGAACUGCCGUAGCCAAGGUGACAUCUGGUGUACAUAUCUAUGAUUUUAACCAAAGUGAAUUUCUAAACCAGGGUAAGGUAUGGCCACUAAAACAUAGACAACUCAUGAUUUUGGCAAAAGGAAUAGUUAUCCUAAAAAAAAGUGUAUAAUAUAUAUAUUCUCCUAAAAAUAGCUUUAUAAUGGCAUUGGAUAGUGCCCCAUUUUCCAUGCUCGAUAAAUAUAUCAAAAACAAAUCUGUCAGGUUAUUAAAUGUCUUCCGAGGCGAAGCGAUGUUUUUUUUUUAUUAAAACAUUUAUACUUCAAACUACAGUUGGUUAUGUGUUCACAAAAGCUGAUGUAAGGAGGAAGGCUGACCGCUGACCGCUGACCCAACGUUACAAAAAGCAAUCACUUGAGAAGAAAUUAAUGAACUGUAUGGAUUAAAAAUAGGGCAUCAUCCAAUGUCAUUAUAAAGCUGCCAGGAUAUUAUUAAAUAUAACUCCAACUGUGUUUGGUUGAAAAAGGAAAGUCAUAUAACUAGUACAGUUUGAGUAAAUGAUGGGCUAAUUUUCAUUUUAAGGUGAACUAUUUCUUUAAGUCUGAAAUACCCGUUUAGCAAGUUAAAAUACAGUAUAAUGUACACAGCGAAAUAGCAAAAUAAACCAGUAAGAUUGGUAUGAUUUGAAUCGAAAAGCUUUGAAUGUUGUUUUAUUUCUAAGCAUAAACUGAAACAUAGCAGUGCAAAAUGAGUAUGUACCUGUGCUGUGUCUCAUUUUAAUUAAAAUGUGUUGUUUCUGGUGUGAA
Messenger RNA from Paramisgurnus dabryanus, 6321 nucleotides. It is a transcript of the gene myom1a, whose product is annotated as myomesin 1a (skelemin). Gene Ontology annotation, molecular function: protein binding. The record is from RefSeq and is a predicted model, not a curated record. Lineage: Eukaryota; Metazoa; Chordata; Actinopteri; Cypriniformes; Cobitidae.